GUACAGCAUGUGGGGGAAUGAAGACUAAGGCAGGCACGGUGACAGACAUGGAGGUAGGCACGGAGAUAGACACAGAAACGGGCAUGGAGACAGGUGCGGAGGCAGGCACAGAGACAGGUGCAGAGGCGGGGAUGGAAGUACACGUGGUAUCCAUAGAGUCAGUAAUCUGGAAGGAGACAGACACAGAAACAGGCACAGAGACAGGUAUAGAGGCAGGAACAGAGAUAGGCGUAGAGGCGGGCAUGGAAGUACACGAGAAAGGUCUGCAGUCGAAGAGCAUUGCAGGCGUGGUAAGGAUGCUUGGGGCGGCGAAAGACGAGGACGGGAUGUUGGGGAGGGCCGUGGUGGGGAGAAUGAACGGGUUCUUUUCGUCCAAGAACAGAGAUGGAGGAAAGGGGAGGGCAGAACAUGAUGACGGAGUCUGUGUGGACGAAGUGGUUUGUUUAUUAGGAAGAGGGGUAACGGAUGGAGACAAAACCAGAGGAGGUAGGAGUGGUGAAGACAGGGGUGGUAGAGUUGUCGAAAGGUGGGUAACAGACGACGAUAAAACCAGGGGAAAUAUAGGUGGUGAAGACGGGGGGAAUGAAGUCAGGGGUGGUGAAGUGGCUGAAGCAGAGACAGGGGGGGCAUUCGUAGGUGAGACCCGUAGAGGGGACUCUGCAGGUGGUAAUGCAGGCAUGGUCACGGAUGCCAUGGAGGAGCGCACCGAGACCAAGGGCGACAAAGCAACUGCGGUGGUCAAGGAUGCCAUGGAGGAACACACUGAGACCAAGGGCGACACAACAACUGCGGUGGCACCAGAUGCCAUGGAGAAACACACCGAGACCAAGGGCGACACAGCAGCUGCAGGUCGAGUUGCUCCAGCGGAAUCAAUCAUAGAAGCAACCAAGGCCGAUGAGGAAGAGGCUGCGAACCGAAAAGGGGCAGCCAGGGUCACAAACGACAUGGAAGGGGUUACUAAGACUGAUGAGGACGCAGGUGCGGUAGACUCAGGUAAUGAAGAAGAGGCUGUGAUAGGUGUGACAUGCGCCGAUAAUGAAGAAGGGGUUGUGACAGGCGUAGCCCAAGGACAGUGUGUGGAUACCCGAGAAAGCGGGUGAUGAAUAGACCAUCGAAGCAUGUUGCGGAACCAGCUGGAGAGGCGGGUCACGUGCGCAGGGUACCUGUGUUGACGUUUACGAAUAUAGGAAGU
This is a messenger RNA of Chara braunii, 1192 nucleotides long. The record is from the annotation of a GenBank genome assembly. NCBI's taxonomy places the organism in Eukaryota, Viridiplantae, Streptophyta, Charophyceae, Charales, Characeae.